UCUACCUAAUCUACUGACCCGCCAAUUUGCUACUGCGCUCGCUGGACCUCUGGACGACUGCCUAAAAAAAUUUUCGCAAUGUUACACAAAGGUUACCGGCGAAAAAUGAGAAAGAAAGAACCACUAAUAGUUACUGCCUUAGUGAGUGAAGAGAAGACUCAAACCACUCACAAGACUUGAGGUUAGUCUAUAGUAAACUAAAGUAUAGUAGCCAAAAGUUAUAGGGAACAAUAAGAUGUUUAAUAGUUUGAAAACCAGAGGCGUUCAACUCUCUGUGCAAGCUCUUAGGAGUCGUUCAUUGGCUACAGCUCCUGCAUCAAUAUCAUCAUCUAUACCAACUCCAACUCCAACUCCAACUGCAACUGCAUCAUCAACUGCAUCAUCAAUACCUAAACCAGACUUAAGACCAUUAAAGUUGAACUCUAAUGGAUCAAGAGACUUAUACGCCAUUUUCAAAUUACAUAAUAUGCCUUAUAUGGUAACUAGAGGUGAUAAAGUAUACUUACCAUUUCGAUUGAAAGGUGCUCGUGUAGGUGAUCUGUUACUAUUAAAUUAUGUAACUACUUUAGGAUCUCCAGAAUAUACUUGUAAAAUUGAUGAAGGUAUUCCAACGGAUUUAUAUAAAUUAAAAGCCAGUGUGGUUGAAAUUACUCGAGAACCAUAUUAUGAAGUAUAUAGAAAGAAGCAAAGAUGUAGAAGAUUAAAGACUUUCCCUGUGGAACCUUAUCAAACUGUAUUGAUGAUUAAUGAGUUAAAACUCACAUAAUCUUGUAAAUAAAUUAUAUGUUAACUACUU
Molecule: messenger RNA, 796 nt
Organism: Scheffersomyces amazonensis
Lineage: Eukaryota; Fungi; Ascomycota; Pichiomycetes; Serinales; Debaryomycetaceae
Product: mitochondrial 54S ribosomal protein bL21m
Exons: 1
Coding region: 236-766 (176 amino acids)
Cellular component (GO): ribosome; mitochondrial large ribosomal subunit
Molecular function (GO): structural constituent of ribosome
Source: RefSeq, a predicted model, not a curated record